AUGCUGUCCCAGGCCCAGGUGCAGCCACCACUUCAAGAGGCCCAUCCUACAACGCAGCACCGCCACCGGAUUAUGGUUCUUCCAGCGCAAGCUGCUUGGCACUUGUUAAAAGGGCAUAUGAGUGGUUCAUAUGAGUGGUUCCUGUUGCCUCCGCUGCCUGCCACUGCCGGCUAUGGGGCCGAUGCGUACGGUUGUGGCGGCGGAGCCUACGGUGCCGGCGCUUAUGAUUAUGACGGUGGGGCCUACGGAUACGGCGCCUACGGAUGUGGUGCCUACCCUCCCGGUGGCUGCAAUGGGUACGGCGGGUGCCCGGCGUCGUACGCUCCGAGCAAGGGCCGGUUUGGUGGCAAAGGUGGUGACAAGGGCUAUGCUCCAUAUUGA
Messenger RNA from Symbiodinium natans, 381 nucleotides. Lineage: Eukaryota; Dinophyceae; Suessiales; Symbiodiniaceae. The record is from the annotation of a GenBank genome assembly.